AAAAGAUAAAGAAAGAGAGAAAAGAGAUAUAGUUAAAAUGCAAUGUUAUACAAAUGAAGAAGCACUAGCAAGUCUCUUCAUCAAUGUCUCAACCUCCUUCUUUCUCCUCCUUCUCCUUUCUUACUCCGCCGUCUCCCUCCUCCUCAAGUUCUUCCACUUCAUCGGAGGCUAUGCUCUCCUCCAAAGGAGUGAAGAUGAAUAUGAUUCAACGGCGUGGCUUUCCGAUGAAGAAGAAGAAGAGGAGGAGGAGGAAGCAGAAGAGGAAGAGUUCAAGAUGUCUUGUAAUACAAGUUACCACGUGAUAACUAGAGAUGAAAAACCUAAUCAUUUGAUAGCUGAUAUAGAAGAUGAUGGAGAGUCUUUAGUGUUUUACAAUAAUAACUACAAAAGUGUUACAAACAAUCGUCACACAGAGGAUGUUAAUGUUAUGAGUGUUCAUCAAACUCAUGAACACGAAGAUGAUCAAGAAUCCAACAUUUCUUCCACAGAUGAACACUUUUCCUCUGCUAAUGUUUCUUCUUAUCGCAGCGAAUCAUCAAUAGAAGAGGAAGACAACGGCGUUGAAGAUCUUCGUGACGAUCUUUUUGAUCAUCAUGAUGAUGAUGAUGAGGUAGAAGGAGUGUCAGAGUACGACGUCGUUGAAGAUUUGGUUCGUAAAAGACCAGAUAGAAGUAUUCGUGGUCCCUCUCAUGUCCAAAGUGGUUUGGUGUUCAAUGACAAAAGCUACAAUGGAGAGUUUGUCUCUGAUGGAGGAAUCAAGAAUGAUGUCGAGGAGAUACAUCCAUCAAUGGGAUUUGCCACGAGAGAGAUCAAAACAGAGGAACUAUUAGAGGAAGAAGAAGAGAGAGGAGAGAUAUUUGGAGAGUCAUGUACGAAUGGGUCAACGUCAAAAAGCUCAUCGGAAUGGAGAAACUCUUUGAAGACCGACGAUCCUUUUUCCUCCUCCUCUCGUCGGAGUUGCCCCAAAUGGGAAUCUUACACCGUCUUCCAAAAGUACGAUGAAGAAAUGACUUUUCUCACUAGGAUCUCUGCUCAAAAGCUUCAAGAAUCAGAUACGUUGAAGUCAAUCAUGGUGGAGCCAAGAUCGAUCUCGGAGAGGAUAGUUCACAAGUUGUCUUCAAACGUACACAAGAGAAAGCAACAAAACACAAGUAGUAACGGGCCAAGACCAAAUCCAUACGUGGAGCUAGAAACAGCUUACGUGGCACAGAUAUGCAUAACAUGGGAAGCUCUAAGUUGGAACUACAAGAGCUUCGAGAGAAAAAGAUCGUCCACGCAGCGAAUCAGCUUCAACGACAUCGGAUGUCCAGCAGCAAUCGCUGACCAGUUUCGUACGUUUCAUAUUCUAUUACAAAGAUACGUCGAGAACGAGCCUUAUGAAAAUGGAAGAAGACCUGAGAUAUAUGCUCGAAUGAGAACUCUUGCUCCCAAAUUGCUUCUUGUUCCUGAAUAUCAUGAUUACGAGGAGGAAGAAGAGAAAGAAGAGGAAGAGUUCAAGUCGAGGAUAACAUCAGCUGCGUUCUUGAUGAUAAUGGAGGAAUGCAUAAGAACAUUCAUGAACUUUCUCAAAGCUGAUAAAGAGAAGCCUUGUCAAAAGAUCAUCAAAGCCUUCCUUGGCAGAAAUAAACGAGGCUCUGUUGAUCCAACGCUUGUUCAUCUAAUGAAGAAAGUCAACACAAAGAAAAAGACAAAGCUGAAAGAGAUACGUAAAGGAGGAAAAUACAUGAAAAAGAAAAAGAUGAGUAUAGAGGAGGAAAUGGAGAUACUAAUGGGAUUAAUAGACUUGAAAGUGGUGUCAAGAGUGUUGAGGAUGAAAGAAAUGAAUGAAGAGAAGUUGCAUUGGUGUGAAGAGAAGAUGAGCAAAGUUAAGAUUAUUCAAGAUGGAAAGGCGUUUCAAAGAGAUUCGACUCCACUUUUCUUUCCUCCUCAUUGACCCCACCAUUUUAAUCAAUUUUCUUGAAUAUACCCUUUAUUCUUUCCCCACCCACAUCCUCUGGUUUUACACGUCAUAUUGGAGGAGAUCUUUUAGACAAAACUACGAAUAAAGAGCACCAUAAAGUUUAAAAUUUGAAUAAAUAGAUAGGGAUAUACUGUAGAUUGCUUUAGUUCUUCUUUUACUUUCUCUUUGCUUUUCCUUUUCUUGUAUCUUUUUACUUUUUUGAAAUAAAAUUUUCAGCCUUUAUUAGGUAUAAG
Messenger RNA from Eruca vesicaria subsp. sativa (arugula), 2193 nucleotides. The record is from the annotation of a GenBank genome assembly. Lineage: Eukaryota; Viridiplantae; Streptophyta; Magnoliopsida; Brassicales; Brassicaceae.